AGAAAUAAUGCGAAGUAAUCUUUUAGUAUUGUCGGUACUGUCAAAAUGGCGGUCACACGGCGCGGAUAUAUUUUUGGUGCAUUUUUGUCCAGUAUACUGAGUGUUCUAUUGAUUGUUGUGGCACUAGCUAGUGACAGUUGGGUUGUAUCCACAGCCACAGCACCGGGCCAAGCAAACGCCAAUGAUAUCAACUAUGGCCUCUUUAGAGGAGAGAUUAUCUUACGGCCUCUCAUCACUCCAGAUGUUCACACCUUGUACAUGACAUGUGCGCCCGAACUCAAUGCCUGCGCUGUUAGUUGCAAGACUGAUCCAGAAGCCAGAUUAACAGAGGUGCGAGCCCUAGCCCGAGGUUUCAGACCGACUGCCGAUUGCCUGGCCACAACCGAAUUCGAUACUACGAAUCCUUUGUCACGUGCUCCGGUGAUUACAUUCGGCCUCUACGUGGCGCUGAUCGCUCUGCUCAUCAUACAACUGGUGCUAGCCGUCGUGGCUGCUGGUCUGGCCAUCCUUAACGCCACUAGGAACCCUACUGAACCUAUAUUUGGAUUACCUGGAUGUUUAUACACAAACUUAGGGACCAUAUUCGUGGGCGUGCUGGUGAUGCUAAUGUUCGGCAUAUAUUGGCUAUCGUCAGGAUUGAAUGAGCACCUCGCGUUGUCAUACGUAGCGCUUGGCAUUUAUACCGCUGCCUCUGGACUUGGGUUCUCUUAUUGGUUGUUACUCGUAGCCCUGUUAUGUUCAGUAGCCAACGUGGUACUCAUUCAAGUUCGAGCCUACCUCUUGGAAAGGGACCCGCCGCCGCCCACGAUCAAAGUUGAAAACCAUUCCGACGGCACCAUAUUCUUAUACUAGAUAACGAUAAAUUAUUUUAGGAAGUACACUUCGUUGCAAUAAUAUUGGGUGAGUUAAAGUUCGUACUUAUAAGUUUUAAUGUUAUAAGCGCGAAGUUAAUUCUGUAUGGGUGUUACAAUAAUACAAUGUUACACGACAAAAUGGUUGAACCAAUUUAGGUGUAACAUUAAAAUAAUGUAGGUAAUGGUGUAAAAGUUGGCACUGAGAUAGAAGGUACCCUGGAGAUAAGCGUAGGGUUUUUAUGGACGUGAUGACAGUAGUUACCCCAACGCGUGCACGGUUGUAUUAACAAAAACUGACCAGAUAUAAUUGCCUCUGAGUGUACUUCUUGACAUAUAGAGAGUAUGUUAGGGAUUAAGUUAUUCAAAUUGACCGACUAAAGUAAGAAAGUGAGAUAAACGUGGAACUUUAAGUUAAUAGUAUACCUACCUACUUACUUUCAUUUUUUUUAACCCCCGACGCAAAAACGACGGGGUGUUAUAAGUUUGACGUGUCUGUGUGUGUGUGUGUGUGUGUGUGUGUGUGUGUGUGUGUGUGUGUGUAUGUGGCAUCGUAGCUCCCAAACGGAUGAUCCGAUUGUAAUGCGGUUUUUUUUGUUUAAAAGGUAUGUCAGUCGGGAGUGUUCUUAGCUAUGUUUGGUGGAAAUCGGUUCAGGUCUUCAAGGUCAUCAGCUCGUUUGCUAGAUGUGAUAGGAAUGUUACACGCUCAGUUUACUUGCAAGUAUAUGUGGGAUCUGAAAUUUGAAACACUAAUGUCUUUUGGAACCACUGAGCUGGUCUGCUGUUAGGGCACGAAGGUAGGAGACGUAACCCUGAACUGCCUUUUAGUAAACCCAUCGAGUUUGGGCUCGUUGAAUUUGUCUUGACGAGUUCUCUUCAUGUUCCUGAUUGACGAGAACCUGAUGCUGGAAAUGGGAUGUGGCGGAUGAAACCCUGGAAUGCCGGAAUGAAACGGAUAAACCGAUUUAUAUUUUUGCUGAAAAUCUAGAAUGUCCAAAGGUUAAUCUUUAUUGUUUCUCAAUCUGUGCAAUUCUCCCAGAGCCAGUUUGUCAUGAGGAUUGUUAAACAGCUUCCUUUGGCUGAGAUCUUAGAAAGAAGGAAAAAUUAAGGAGCUCCUUUAAAAAGCAUGAAAUAAAAUUAAAUUAUAAAUUUAAAAAAACCCCCGACCCAAAAAAAGUACGCAAUAAUUAUGACAAAAGGUUAAAAACGCUAAACCCUAUAAAAAGCAAAAAAUAACUUUUAACACUACUUAAACUAAAUUUUGACGUGUCGGGGGACCGCUUUUUACCUUCAUAAAUACUUACAUAAAUCAAAUGAUACCUACCUAAUUACAACAUUCGUUUAAAAAAAAACACAUAUCUAAAGUAAUGAAUUAGAGCGGUCCCCCGACACGACAAAAUUUAGUUUAAGUAGUGUUAAAAGUUAUUUUUUGCUUUUUAUAGGGUUUAGCGUUUUUAACCUUUUGUCAUAAUUAUUGCGUACUUUUUUUGGGUCGGGGGUUUUUUUUUAUUUAUUACAAUUUGACCAUAAUAUUAUUAUAGGGAGCAACUAAAGUCUGAAUCCACUUUUUGAAUUAAUUUUAAUAUCUUAACAAACUCUCUAAGCGGUGGAAAAUUAAUAAAUAUUAUAAUUUAUUGAUUAUUGUCACCUCCGUCAUUAAAAUUCCUAAUUUUAAUUAGUUUUAAACUUUGUUACUGUAUGUAAAUAAUGUGAAGUGUUUAAUAAAUUUGUAAUUUUGUAA
Helicoverpa armigera (cotton bollworm) is the source of this 2592-nucleotide messenger RNA. RefSeq lists its product as uncharacterized. The record is from RefSeq and is a predicted model, not a curated record. NCBI's taxonomy places the organism in Eukaryota, Metazoa, Arthropoda, Insecta, Lepidoptera, Noctuidae. Bases 46 to 852 code for a protein of 268 amino acids. The transcript has 7 exons.